Messenger RNA from Drosophila sulfurigaster albostrigata, 785 nucleotides. RefSeq lists its product as uncharacterized. Bases 27 to 671 code for a protein of 214 amino acids. The transcript is spliced from 5 exons. NCBI's taxonomy places the organism in Eukaryota, Metazoa, Arthropoda, Insecta, Diptera, Drosophilidae. The record is from RefSeq and is a predicted model, not a curated record.
GUAUCAUAAUAAUCAUUCAUAUCAUCAUGUCAGACAGAGCCGCAAAACGAAGAUUCCAGGCUACUAAUGAUCGUCAAUGCAAUUGUGACUGCGAUUGUGCAAAAGCAGCUAAAAAUUUGGAGGAUCGUUUUAAAAUAUUGACGGAUCUGGUGGUUAACAUAUCCAACAAAAUAGAUAGCGUUCAAGAACAAAAUAAUGAAAUGCAACCGCAAAUCUCAGCUCUUCUUCAAGCAGUGGCAGAGGAAAAGGAGUCUAACAUGACUCUUCAGCAACGUGAUGAUAUUCCUGUGUUAACCAUGUUUCCUAUAAAAUCUGCAGAAGAUAUGACAAAAAUUGAUAUGGGAAUAAAUAGUCAAAAUAAAAAUCAAUAUACUUCAAUUAUAACGUGUUUACUGCAACCGAAUGGAGUUGAAAAACAACUAAAAAACGUUCUAACUGAUGAUUUUGUGAUGGAGCAUAAUGUAGAUGGUCUUCAGGGAAAAUUAGCGAUUAAGUCGUAUAAAAACAUAUAUGAAGUUCUUAUUGAGGCAAUUGACGCAACAUGUGGAACCGGAUCUUCGGAAGAUCAGUUGCGCAGGGCAUUACAAAGACAAAAGAAAAGAGUUUUCCGAAGAAGAAGCCACCCAGUGAAAACUGAGACCACCGAAACAUUUGAAUCGGUGUAUUUUUAAAAAAUUAAAUGGUUCAAUUUCCAUCUUAAAAUUAAAAUAAGUUUAGAUUGAUUCCAAAUCAUCAGCUGAAUUCGAAACAAAAAGAUUGAAUAAAGUUAAUACAUUGCUUUCUCA